AUUCAUGAUUUCUUUCUGUAUUCAAAUUUCAAACACAAAGAUUUUGUUUUUAUUAUUUCUCCGUAAUUAUUGCAAUUUUCUUACAAAUAAUCUUUUUUUUUUUUUUUUUUUUGGAAUUUCUUGCUGCACUGUUGAAGCUCUGUUGCAGUGACUUCAAUGGCGGAAAGUCAAGCUUCAGAAUUCUGUUCACUAAACUCCAAACUCAAAUCUUCUUCUUGUGUUCAUCUUGUAGCAUUUCUAAAACUUUAGUGUUGAAUUUCUUGGUUUUGUUUUUGAAAUUGAGGCAGCCAUUUUUGCUUUAUCUUUGCGGUUCUGCUAUCUCCCACUUCAAAGCUCAUCAUCCAUUUUAGGAAUUUUUUCUUUUUUAAUAAAAAGUUCAAAACUAUUAAAUUAUAGGGUUUUAAGUUUCUGUAUACUUCACUUGGUUUCUACAAGCUGUAGCUAUGGAGGAGAAAGAAACCGGAGUUUCUAGGUUUACAGUUACAAAUGAUGAAGCCCUAGACAACUUCGAGUUAGCUCCAAGAACAGAAGCCCUAAAAUCAACCAGUGAGUCUAAAGUAACGGAGGUCGCGGUAGCUGCUCCACCACCGGGGUUUGUAGCGGCGACUGAUACACCACCGGUGAGUGUAGCGGUAUCUAGUACUGAAACAAAGAAGAAGAGAGGGAGACCGAGAAAGUACGGACCGGAUGGGAAGCGGUCACUGACAUUAGCGUUGUCGCCGAUGCCGAUAUCGUCGUCAAUUCCACUGACCGGAGAGUUCCCGAAUUGGAAACGAGAUAACGAGAUUUCUCAAGCGAUAGUGAAGAAGCCGCAGAGAUUCGAGUUUGAGAAUCCCGGUCAGAGACUUGCGUACUCUGUUGGUGCAAAUUUUACUCCCCAUGUGAUCACUGUCAAUGCUGGAGAGGACAUUACAAUGAAGGUUAUGUCUUUCUCUCAACAAGAAUCCCGAGCUAUUUGCAUUCUUUCUGCAAAUGGGACAAUUUCAAAUGUUACCCUUCGGCAGGCAACUUCUUCUGGAGGUACCUUAACAUAUGAGGGUCGUUUUGAAAUACUUGCAUUGACCGGAUCAUAUAUGCCCACACAGAAUGGAGCUACAAAGAGCAGAUGUGGUGGGAUGAGUGUCUCACUAGCGGGUCAAGAUGGACGAGUCGUCGGCGGUGGACUUGCUGGUUUGUUGGUAGCUGCUGGUCCUGUGCAAAUUGUGGUCGGCAGUUUCCUUCCAGGUCACCAGCAAGAACAAAAGCCAAAAAAACCUAGAAACGAAUCCACAACGAUUUUCUUCCCUCCCGUCAACACCAUUACUGGUGAAGAAAUGAAGGCAAUGUAUGCUGGUGGUAACAAGCCUAUUCUCACAACGCCGUCCUAUCAAGAACAACAUAAUCCACCGUCCCCUACCCCUGUGACGGGCUUCAAAAUCUCCUCCACUGACAACUUACCUCUAUCCGAUCAAGAACCAAAAACACAAAGUCAAUCAAACUGUGAGGUUUCUUGUUGAUCAUGUGAUUUUGUAGUUUUCAUUCUUCUCCUCCUCCAUAGGUCUCAUAGUUCCUAACUCAGGUCGACCCAUUUUCAAAACUGAUAAGUUCAAAUUAUUUGGGUCCUCAGUCCUCUCAUUGUGUUGGUUUAACUUGAUUUUUGUGCUCUUUUUCAUCAGAUAAUAGGUGUCUUAGAGUCCAUUAGGCUUCUUUGUGAUUCUUGCUAUCAAGUGUCUUUUUACAGGCUUUAACAAAUGGAUUUCCACGGUUGCCACUGGCUAGCUAUUAAGUCGAGCAGCGUCGUGGAGUCUUCAAGCUCAUUAUAGCAGUUUUAGAGACUUCUCUCUCGACUUUAGCAGCAACAGACCUUAUUGAUGUGUAAAAGAUUUGAGAAACAUUGUUUUCCAUUUUCAUUACCAUAUGGUUUUUGUAUGAGAACAUUGUUGUGUUUGAGUAAAAAUCAUUUCAAUAUCAACUUCUUUA
Cucumis sativus (cucumber) is the source of this 1959-nucleotide messenger RNA. RefSeq names its product AT-hook motif nuclear-localized protein 4. Lineage: Eukaryota; Viridiplantae; Streptophyta; Magnoliopsida; Cucurbitales; Cucurbitaceae. The transcript has 5 exons. The record is from RefSeq and is a predicted model, not a curated record. Bases 444 to 1496 code for a protein of 350 amino acids. Gene Ontology annotation, molecular function: minor groove of adenine-thymine-rich DNA binding.